Messenger RNA from Leishmania major strain Friedlin, 2334 nucleotides. RefSeq lists its product as hypothetical. The transcript has a single exon. Bases 1 to 2334 code for a protein of 777 amino acids. The record is from RefSeq and is a predicted model, not a curated record. NCBI's taxonomy places the organism in Eukaryota, Euglenozoa, Kinetoplastea, Trypanosomatida, Trypanosomatidae.
AUGAGUACUCGUAUGGUUGUUUUUCUCUCUAGCAAUCGCCUCCAGCAGCACGAAAGGAGGCCAUUUUUCUUUACCAUGUAUAUGGAUAUUCUUGAACAAGAGGUGGAGCACCUCAGUGCAGAGGUGAUGCGGCUGCGCCUCAUGGUGCACCGUGUGACACAGGCGAUGGAGGCACCGCUACCCGAUCCACACCACCACAGCAGCCAUGUAGACCCACUGCAGGUGGCACUGCUUUCUAAAGCCACCAGCUCCGGUACCCCGAAAGACCUACAAGCUACCUUGGACUCGUACAAAGAGAUACUAUCGCUGGUGCAACUGCUUCUGGCGCAGCAGCAGCAGCAGCAGCAACGCAACGACGCUGAAGUCUCCCACGGCCGACGAAGACGACAGUCGUCACGCCACCGCGGCCAUCCAAGCAGAAAUCUCCGACCUGCCGCAUCUCGCAGAGCCGGCUCAUCUAGUUCUCGAUCCAGCCCAUGUGCCGCGUCAUCAAGGAGCCGGUCACAGAGGUCCUCCGACGCCUCGCUUACCAUAUCCUCGUCGCACAUUCACGGCAACAAGCCGACAAGCCUCCCGUCGCACAAGAAUGCAGGACCAGCACGCACACCCUCGCCGUCUUUGACCACCACCUCCUCCUCCUCCUCGACGCCCGUGGUGAUGAAAAAGGAUGGCCACGAGAAGCGCACUGAGCCCGCAAUGGCGCAGGGGCAAGAUGACACCCUCUUCGCCGGCGAGCGAAGUACCAGCGCGGACCCCCUCCAUGUGGCGCCAACACGAGAGGAGCCACCAUCGGCAAACGCGACGGCGCCGACUCCCAUAGCGACCUCUGUCGUGAGCCGCCUACGAGCGCAGCGGCAACAAGAAGCGCUAAACGAGCAGGAGAGCACCCCAGACCGCAGCAAUGUCAUGUCGAUGGUAACGUCGCAGACCCAGUUGCCAACCACAUCGCCGUCACGGUCAGAAGUGCGUCGCACGUAUCUCAUGAACGCAACCACAGUGGCGAGCCCCAGGAAGAAAGUUGCCCCGGCGACGGAGCCGGCAGCGGCCACCUCUCUGCCGCGCCAGUCGACCAGCAUCACUUCAAGCAAACGGCAGCUGGCGCCGUCAGAACAGGAGGCCGAGCGCCGCGCUGCUUGGCAGCCAGCAGAAGGGACAGGCCAGCACAGCCUCUCGGCCUUUUCCCCCGGGUGCGAGGCACCGGGUGCGCUGUCCGAGGCGCCCGUGUCCAGCAAGCGCACCUCCUUGCAAACCGGCUCCUUGCAAUGCGGUAGUGUUGGGAGUAGCAUCAUCCAUAGUGAGCAAGGCAUCUACAACUACAGCGCCCUGCCGUCGGCUUACAACUCCCCUGUGUUGAGCCAUGUGCCGGAGGACGCAACAGCAGCAACGAGAGCGGUCCAAGCUGCGUCCACGCCAUCGCCGGCACCGUCAGCGCAAGCCCCCUCUUCGCAACAGCGUCACAACGAGCUGGGUCUGCAAGCGAGCGCACCGUCGCCUGCACAGGAAUGUGCGUCAUCCUCGAGCAGCACAUCGCAGGAGAGCGCUGAGGGGGAUGCGGCAGAGCUGCAAAACGCUCUGCAGGCAGUGAUCCCGAGCCCGUACAGAGCAGGCGUGAUCCUCGGCGGCCGCCAACCCAUUAGCGUGCAGUCGAUGAACAUUCCCUCUGCCUUCGUCACGGCUUCGACCAGGGUGGGUGCCGCUGGACGCAACCCAGCUGCUGCGGCGAUGCUCAGUCGUGACGACUGCGCGGGCGCCGCGUCGCGGGCGAAUCUGUUGCCGGCGUUGCGACGGAUCCCCUCCGACAGCAGCGCGUCCACAUCGUCCUCAUCCAACAUUGAGGCCUUUUGCCGUCCCUCGCUGCGUCAGUCCACCGAAGCGCACCACCGCGAUUCGAGCUUCCACGACUACUCAGACUCGGCCUCGUCGCAACCGCGAUCGCAGAACGCCGGGAUACGUUGCUCAGAGGGGCCGCCUGUAGACCCCUACGCGUCCCAGAGCCAGGAUGCGUACAGCUUCGCUUCCUACUCGCUUCAGCAGUCUAUCCAGCACUCCUCACGACAGAAAGGCAGCGACGCCUCGCCGAACUCUUCGCGGGCGCUUUCGCACUCCAUGCACCCACCCCAGCUCGCGCAGAGCGUUUCCCUCGCCACCUCGUCUGUGGGCCAUCCAGGCUCCAUCUCGGCUGGUGGGUACUACUACGGCUACAACUUGGGCCUCGGCAGCCCGAGUCAGCGAAGCCUGGCGCUUUCCCCCAUUGCCGAGGCACAGCCUGUCGUGCGGUGUGAGGAGCGCGCCAGUACGUGGAGCUUGUCACCACCGCGCGUAACGAAGGAUUGA